This is a messenger RNA of Prorocentrum cordatum, 1172 nucleotides long. The record is from the annotation of a GenBank genome assembly. Lineage: Eukaryota; Dinophyceae; Prorocentrales; Prorocentraceae.
GGUUCCUCUUGUUCUUCAUCUUCGAGAUCUCCAUACGCAUCGUGGCCGAGGGCUGCUACUUCGCGAGCUGCUCCAACCCAGACUUUGGCUGGAACGCCUUCGACUUCUCGAUUGUGUCGGUGAGUUUGUUUGACUGGACCGUCAGCACCUUCACCGCAGACAAAGGGGGGAUGAUGAAGUACGUCCUCGUACUGCGCACGGUGCGGAUUCUGCGCAUCUUGCGAGUGCUGCGGUUGUUCAAGUCGUUCAAGCAGCUGUCUCUGUUGGUGCAAGGGCUGAUGGUGUCGUUUCGCUCUGUGAUCUGGAUUGGGAUUAUGAUAUUCAUGGUCAUGCUCGGGUUUGCUAUCUUCAUCCGCGAGCAGGUUGGCGAGGUCAAACGCACAGACUUCGAGGACGAAGAGGAGUACGACGAGUACUACGAGUUCUGGGGAAGUGUCGGGAGAUGUCUCGUCACCUUGUUCCAGUUCCUCACGUUCGACGACUGGUCCGAGACUGCCGCGCUGGCCCGGAGGCGGGCGGAUAUGAUUUUCAUAUUUUGGGCGUACAUGUUCAUAGCCGCAUUCGCCAUGCUGGGGCUUUUGACGGGCGUGAUUACCGAUCACAUGAGCGAGGUCAGCAAGGACCAGAAGAAGCAGACGAGCGACGACCAGGACGACGACCUCGACGCUGUCGUGGACGAGUACCGCGCGAGGUUCAAGGAGGUGCACCCCCGCAUCUCGAGGGUGGACUUCGAGAACCUGGUUCAGCGCGAGUCGCCGUUCGGCAGGAAGUUGCGGGAGCUUAACGUAAGCGUCUUGCCAGCAGACGUCGACGACAUUUUCGAGUGUCUCGACAAAGACAGGAAAGGAUUCAUCAAUUGGGAGGAGCUCUCCGCCGGCCUCAAGCGCAUGCGAGGCGAGCUGCAGGCCAAGGACAUCCUCCGCAUCCGCUUCGCGGCGGCGCGCGUGGCCGCCCUGCUCGGGGCCGGAGACGAGGCCACCACCAAGCAGAAGUUGAACGAGGUGCAGAUUGUCAUGGACGGCGUGGACAAGGGCCUGCGCAACCUGACGAAGCAGCUGCAGGGGUUCGUGCAAGACAGGCAUGGGUCAGGAGGCUUCGGCGCCCUCAUGCUGGGGUCGCGAAGAAGCUCGUCCGAGGCGGCACCGACCACACGGGAGAAGGUCAAGGAGUGA